Messenger RNA from Thelazia callipaeda (thelaziosis nematode), 1254 nucleotides. Lineage: Eukaryota; Metazoa; Nematoda; Chromadorea; Rhabditida; Thelaziidae. The record is from the annotation of a GenBank genome assembly.
AUGGUAGUCAGAAGUAAAUCAAACUCUUUUUUACUGAUUAAUAUGAAAACAACCAUUAUCACUUCUGGCCCACAUGAAGGCAUAGUUGUCCAGUGUGGUAUUCAACCACAGUCUGAAGAGCUUUGGCCACACAGUUGGAAUGAGACAUCGGUUUCUGCUUCUGCUUCUGCUUCCAAACUCAUGAACCUACCAGCAACUACUGCUGUCAUUAAUUCUCAGCUGACUAUGAAUAAAAGUUAUGAAAACAACAUGUCCCAGCAUGUUACACUUCCCAACCGUACAUCAGAUGAUGCUAGCAUUACAUCGAAUCUUGCAAACAACUCUCCUGAAUCUCAUGCAGUUCAUCUGAAUGCUUCCAUAAUGAAGCCAGAGCUAGAUGACUUCUAUUCAAAUUCAGAGCUGAAUUGCAAUACCAGAAAAAAACAAGAUAAAAUGCAAAAAAAACGUAUACCAAAGAAAGGGUCAAUCUACGAUGUGGAAAACAAAAAUAUACCUUCAACCUUUGCGAAGUCUGAAAGAUCAGUAAACUUUAUUGAUUACAUAGAAAAUCAUGAGAAAGAAUUACCAGAACAAACAUAUCACUUGUAUGAAACACGAGAUAUUUUGGGCAAUAUUUUGGUGCAAUGUGCAAAAAACGAAAGAAAUGAAGAAUUGUCAGAGUGGAGCAUUCCUCAAAAAUGCUCGACUGGAACAAAUCUGAUCUCAAAUUACGGAAUAUCACUUAUUUCUGAGCAUUUAUUGUCACAAGCAAAUGAAAACGAUGAAAGUAGCAGAAAAUUGACACCUGAAUAUACUGUGAGCAGUAAUGGAUUUCAUGAAAGCAAUAAUAAUUCAUCACAAUGUGAAUCAGAAGGUAUGACAUCUAUUCAUGGAAGUGAGGCCAUCAACAUGCGAGAAUCACAAGGAUUCAAUGUAACAGAACUUGCCACUACUAAUGAGUUAGAUUGUGAUUGCAAAUAUUCACCGAUGAGAUAUUUGAGAUUCAAGAAUUCUGAGGCUCUAAUGAAAGAAAUUAAUAAUGGUAAGAGGGAAAAUUUAGAUGAAGAAUGUCGUCUCAUAGCAAAGGUCAAAGAGGAUUUUAGCUCGGAUAAACAGAGAAACACACUAAAUACGGCAAAUAAUCCUACGAAAUCCAUUUUGCACAUAUCUGCUCGAAAGCAAAAUUGUAAGAAAAAAGUUCAUUUUCCUGAAGAAAUCCCAGAAGUGAUUGCAUGGGAUCAUCGCUUGUUCAUUCGUCACUUGCAUUUAUCAUAA